Brugia pahangi is the source of this 288-nucleotide messenger RNA. The record is from the annotation of a GenBank genome assembly. Lineage: Eukaryota; Metazoa; Nematoda; Chromadorea; Rhabditida; Onchocercidae.
AUGUGUAUAAAGCAAAUCACGAAUAAAGUUCAUUUAACUUUGUGUUCAUGCUCAGUAGGUUAUGGUGGUGAAAAAUGCGAAAUUCUUUACUUUGGGAAGGUAUUUCUUCAUUACCGCAAUGUAAGUAUGUGUUGUAUAAAUGUAAGUAUAAAUGGAUCUGCUAUAUGUCACUGUUCCAUGGGAUACUUCGGUCAUAACUGCGAAUAUACUUUCGAUAAAAAUGGUGGUACUUGUAUUGAUGCUUUUGUGCUGAUGGGUUUAGCGGCAAAAUUUGUGAGAAAGAGAUGA